GUAUUCGUGCAGAUUAUUUUUGCUGGCGCAUCAUACUUUACAAAGCGCCAACACCAAUUUGCAUCCUAAAUCACAAAAAGUAGCCAAUAGCAGCUUUUGUUGGCAAAAAAUAUUCCGUCGAGACACUGUUCAUCGGCAAUGCGUAUCAGUCGGUUCGCGGACUUUGUGAUGUGUGGUUUGCAAAAGUUGAAAAAUCGUCGUCGUUUUUGAGUGGUCUUACAAAGUUUAGAAACCAUACUGAAAAGAUGUUGAUGCAUCUAUUACUAUUUAUAGUUUUGGCUUUGACAGUUUUCCAUUUCUACAUUAGAUAUCGAAGAAUUGGAAGACUGGCAUCGGCAAUCCCGGGACCGUCGCCAUAUCCAUUUAUAGGAAAUAUGCUUUCCUUCGAUAUUUCCUCACCAGUAAGCAUGUGGCUGGUAUUGCGCCAACUUUCUAACCAAUACUACCCGAUUACAAGAGUAUGGAUGACUACAGAAGCACUAUACAGUGUGAGACAUCCGGAUGAUAUAGAGAUUGCACUCACGAGUAGAAAGACUAUAGAUAAAGGUUGGGUAUACAAGUAUUUACAUCCUUGGUUGAGAACUGGUCUUUUAACAAGUUCAGGCGAAAAAUGGCGACACAGACGAAAAAUUUUAACACCAGCUUUUCAUUUUAACAUUUUGCGUAAAUAUAUGGAUAUCACGCAAGAACAGGGCGAAAAACUGAUAAAGUUUCUCCAAUGCGAUGGUAAAGAGUCUGUUCAAAGUCUUAUACCAUUUUGUUCAAAGUUUACUUUGAACAUUAUCUGUGAGUCAGCUAUGGGUGUUGCUUUAGACUCUUUAGAUACGAAAACCAUAGAAAAAUACAAACAAGCUAUUUAUAAAAUUGGCGAAAUCACUGUCUACAGAAUGCCUAGGCCAUAUAUACAUGACUGGAUGUUAAAGCUGGUACCAUUUUUACCAAUUAAUCGACACAGAAAACAAGCUCUUUCUAUACUUCAUGAAUUUACAGCUAAGGUCUUAAAAGAACGUAAAGAAUAUCACGAUCGUACGGGAAACAAAUAUUUGCAAGGGCUUACCGAAGAAGAUAAAGACGGCGACGAAGACGUAUACAUGGGCUGCAAAAAGAGAUUGGCUAUGCUUGAUUUGCUUUUAUCAGCCGAAAAAGACGGUCUGAUUGACGACGAAGGAAUCAAAGAAGAAGUGGAUACAUUUACAUUUGAGGGUCACGAUACGACUGGAAUGGCCAUGACUUUCAUCUUGAUGCUGUUAGCAGAAAACAAAAAUGCUCAGGAUAAAGCUAGAGCCGAAGUAAAUGAAAUGUUGAAAAAGAACAAUGGAAUAUUGGGUAUUGCAGAGGUGCAAGAGCUGCACUAUCUUGAACGUUGCAUCAAAGAAUCUAUGAGGCUUUAUCCACCUGUGCCGACUAUUUUCAGAGACGUAUCAGAAGAUUUACAAUUCAAACAUGGAUUGAUUCCCGGUGGAUCUUGUGUCGUCUGUCACUUCUACGAUCUCCACAGAGAUCCUAACUUUUGGGAUGAGCCUGACAAAUUUGAUCCCGACAGAUUUUUACUUGAAAAUUCUUCGAAGCGCCAUCCAUUCGCUUAUAUACCAUUCAGUGCUGGUUCUCGUAAUUGCAUAGGUCAAAAAUUUGCUCUUCUUGAAUUAAAAUCAAUACUUGGAAGAAUCCUGCAAAAUUUUUACUUAGAACCUGUGACUCGAUUAGCCGAUAUAAAGUUAAUUGCAGAUUUGGUGCUACGACCUUCUGAGCCUGUUCAUUUGAAAUUUGUGAAAAUAGAAAAAAAUACGUGAUUGCAUGAGCUUAAGCAUAAACAAAAAGAAUCUAUUGUCAACUACGCAUAGACAUUUUCUACAACAAAUAUAGAUGUUGUGCUACUUUCGAAGUUGGUUUAUGUUAUCUUUCGAAUAUAUGAGACGCUAAUUGUUAUGUCUAUGAAAUCUUGUGCGUCCGAGACACUCUGUGUCACUCUGAUAACGAUAGUAGACAGAUAUAUUAAGAGGUAUGUUUAUUAACCGAAACGUAUCGUAUUUAUUCAGAUUUUGAAGCUUCUUGUGAGCAUAUAGCAGCGAUUUUAUUAUCAGCAGAGAUGUUAAAAUUUCAAGUCAAAAAUAUAUUGCUACAAGACC
Nasonia vitripennis (jewel wasp) is the source of this 2126-nucleotide messenger RNA. It is a transcript of the gene CYP4AB23, whose product is annotated as cytochrome P450 4AB23. Lineage: Eukaryota; Metazoa; Arthropoda; Insecta; Hymenoptera; Pteromalidae. The record is from RefSeq and is marked validated. Gene Ontology annotation, molecular function: heme binding; monooxygenase activity; iron ion binding.